Messenger RNA from Lontra canadensis (Northern American river otter), 995 nucleotides. It is a transcript of the gene ISCU, whose product is annotated as iron-sulfur cluster assembly enzyme. Gene Ontology annotation, biological process: iron-sulfur cluster assembly; intracellular iron ion homeostasis. Gene Ontology annotation, molecular function: 2 iron, 2 sulfur cluster binding; ferrous iron binding. Gene Ontology annotation, cellular component: mitochondrial matrix; cytoplasm. The record is from RefSeq and is a predicted model, not a curated record. NCBI's taxonomy places the organism in Eukaryota, Metazoa, Chordata, Mammalia, Carnivora, Mustelidae. The transcript has 5 exons. Bases 57 to 569 code for a protein of 170 amino acids.
GGGCGCGUCCCUCCCCUCCGUCUCGCGCUCGGCCUAAGCUGGCGCAAGCCGGGAAGAUGGCGGCGGCUGGAGCGGGCCGUCUGAGACGGGCGGCGUCUGCCCUGCUGCUGCGGAGUCCGCGCCUGCCUGCCCGGGAACUGUCUGCUCCGGCCCGGCUCUAUCACAAGAAGGUUGUUGAUCAUUAUGAAAAUCCUAGAAACGUGGGGUCCCUUGACAAGACUUCAAAAAAUGUCGGAACUGGAUUGGUGGGGGCGCCAGCAUGUGGUGAUGUAAUGAAACUGCAGAUUCAAGUGGAUGAAAAGGGGAAGAUUGUGGACGCCAGGUUUAAAACAUUUGGCUGUGGGUCUGCUAUUGCCUCUAGCUCAUUAGCCACUGAAUGGGUAAAAGGGAAGACGGUGGAAGAAGCCUUGACAAUUAAGAACACGGACAUCGCCAAGGAGCUCUGUCUGCCCCCCGUGAAGCUGCACUGCUCCAUGCUGGCCGAAGACGCAAUCAAGGCUGCCCUAGCAGAUUACAAACUGAAACAAGAAUCCACAAAGGGAGAGGCAGAGAAGAAGGAGAAGAAAUGAGCCCGCGGCGAAGCAUCUAGCGGUCAGACCUGCUGUGUGUCCACCCACCGCACCGUCGCUACAGAUGUUCAGAACCCCCACCCCCACUACAGUAAAAGAGCUCGGAGUCACGCGCAGCGCUUGCUGGUCACGUGGUGGCUCCCAUGCCAGCAAAAUACACCGUUUACUUGUAAGUCCUGUGCUUUCUUUCGGCUCACUCUUAGCGCCUUAACCCCGUUUGUAUAUAUUUUGAAUUGUGCGCAUGGCCUCUAACUGAAAUCAGUCACAAAUUCUCAAGUGUGGUAGUCAAAGUGUGCAAAUACCUAAUUUCACCUGAAACUGUCUUGGGGAAGAUUACCAAUAGAAGGCCAUGAUAUGAUUAUUUGAUAGAACCAAUUAUUGUACAUAAAACAGAUGUGCAUAUAUAUAUAUAUAUAUAUAUAUAUA